Molecule: messenger RNA, 672 nt
Organism: Anisakis simplex (herring worm)
Lineage: Eukaryota; Metazoa; Nematoda; Chromadorea; Rhabditida; Anisakidae
Source: the annotation of a GenBank genome assembly
AUGUGGAAGAAGGCGAGAUACUUGCGAAAACUACCUCCGUCAUGGAUCAUGCUGAAUCGUCUUCUUCAAACGCUAAAAGUUCCGUAUCGAAUCGUUCAAAUGCAACCUCUCAACGACAGCGGAGAUCGAGCAAACGCAAGAUUGUAUCAGCAAAACGCAGCAAACGACAAUCAAAAUCACAAAAUGUUCAUGGAAACAAAGGAUAAUCGAAUGGAAGAUGACAAAUAUGGGAUGGACAGGGUUGCUGAAAGUACAGUCGAUAAAACGCAAGAAGCUUCAUGCUCAGAAGUGGUCGAAGCGGACUCUCCAAAAGCAUCGCAAAGCUCACAAUCGUCAUCGUGUUAUGAACAAGAAUCGCUGUUGAUCACCCCAUUGAGAGAACUGUUAGAUGCUGAAGAUAGUAAUAGUAAUCAAGGACCGUCGUAUGACACUGGGAAGGAUGCGAGUGGCUCUGCUCUGGAUGUUGUUGAGGGAAAUCCAUCGAAGGAGACGUUUCGAGCAGAUGCAUUAGGAUCGAAGAGUGGAUUGGAUGGUAGUGCGAAUUGGAAUUUGGAAACACCAAGUCGUCGUGUGAUUGAUCAUUUGAUGGUAGUGGGAUCAGAAACGAGGAGAUGCCGAAGUGAUGCGGAGGAACACCAUGAGGAUCCAUUUGAAACACCUAAAAAGGUUUGA